AUGCGCUUCGCAGCCUUGUCAGCGCUAUGGCUGGCAGCGACAGCCUGGGCUGCUGUCGAGCGCAAUGAUGAUGGCAACGUUCGCAGUAUUCAGCUCCGCACCCAUUCCUUAAAACAACCCUAUCUCGACUCUGAUAUGGCAAGUCGCUGGUACGAUUUUGGCGGAGACACCAUUAUUCGAACUGAUUCAUACAUUCGUCUAUCCUCUGAGCGCCCCUCACAGAACGGAUGGCUAUUCUCGCGAGUACCUUUGACUGCAACAAAUUGGCAAAUCGAGGUUGAAUUCAAGGUUUCAGGGAAAAACACCCUGUUUGGUGAUGGUUUUGCCAUGUGGCUGACCAAGGACCGCGGCGAGGCUGGGCCCGUCUUUGGACACAAAAACUAUUUCGAAGGCCUUGGUAUUUUUAUCGAUACCUACAAAAAUAACCGCCCGGGCACUGUUUUCCCAUACGUGAUGGCCAUGGUUGGUGACGGCAAGACGGCUUACAAUAAGGACAACGACGGGAAAGAUCAGGAACUUGCUGGCUGUUCGGCCCGGGGUCUUCGCAACUCCAAGACCCCAACGAAGUUGCGCCUUACAUACUUCCAGGAUAAAUCACUGAAGCUAGAGCUCAUGUACAAGACGGAAGAUGAAUGGCAGCUGUGCUUCGAGACUAACGAACCACCUACGAUCCCUUCGGUCACGUAUCUCGGGUUUAGCGCUGAGACGGGCGAGCUAAGUGAUAACCACGAUAUCAUUUCUAUCGACGCAAAGAAUCUUUACACCACAGGUGGCUCUUCCAGCAAGCCUAGCACACCUGGCCGUGGCAACAGCUUCAAGCCGACCUCAGGGCAGAGCGGAGGUAGCUGGACUUGGUUCUUCUUCAAGAUAAUUCUCUUCUUCGCAGUGAUUGGUGGCGGAUAUGUCGGGUACACUGCGUACAGGGCAAACAAGAAGAGAACCCACCGAUUCUAA
Messenger RNA from Xylaria bambusicola, 954 nucleotides. RefSeq names its product concanavalin A-like lectin/glucanase domain-containing protein. The coding region runs from base 1 to 954 and encodes 317 amino acids. The transcript is spliced from 3 exons. Gene Ontology annotation, biological process: Golgi organization; endoplasmic reticulum to Golgi vesicle-mediated transport; endoplasmic reticulum organization. Gene Ontology annotation, cellular component: COPII-coated ER to Golgi transport vesicle; endoplasmic reticulum membrane; endoplasmic reticulum-Golgi intermediate compartment. NCBI's taxonomy places the organism in Eukaryota, Fungi, Ascomycota, Sordariomycetes, Xylariales, Xylariaceae. Gene Ontology annotation, molecular function: D-mannose binding. The record is from RefSeq and is a predicted model, not a curated record.